Molecule: messenger RNA, 243 nt
Organism: Coregonus sp. 'balchen'
Lineage: Eukaryota; Metazoa; Chordata; Actinopteri; Salmoniformes; Salmonidae
Source: the annotation of a GenBank genome assembly
AUGGAACAGCCGAAUGGUCACCACGGCGAGAAUGAACCAGAGACCGGGGGGGGAAACGAAGACGCGGCGCGGCACCACGGCGAGAAUGAACCGGAGACCGGGGGGGGAAACGAAGACGCGGCGCGGCACCACGGCGAGAAUGAACCGGAGACCGGGGGGGGAAACGAAGACGCGGCGCGGCACCACGGCGAGAAUAAACCAGAGACCGGGGGGGAAACGAAGACGCGGCGCAGCCUCCACUGA